Molecule: messenger RNA, 1901 nt
Organism: Salvelinus sp. IW2-2015
Lineage: Eukaryota; Metazoa; Chordata; Actinopteri; Salmoniformes; Salmonidae
Source: RefSeq, a predicted model, not a curated record
UCCAAAAUAGGUGACAUUUUAGCCCUAGUUACAGAGCUUGGACACAGAUGGAUAAAAUGGUGUCAUUGACGCAAACUGGCGAAACGUCGAACAGAAUGUGCAAACGGAGGAAAAUGAACAGCGGUUCUCAAUCCCCAUCAAGAGAGAAUUUAUCACCACACGGAGACCAAAGCAAGGAGACUUCGUGCACCCCUGUGAGGAGACCGCGGCCGGAGAGGGUCAGAAAGCAAAACAUAAUUUCUAAACUGUCAGACUCUGGUUUCGAAGAGGACUUUCUAUCUCCAACCCCGACCCCAUCGCCGGUUCGGAAAAAUCAGUGUCCGGUAACAGUUGAAGACGCAUUGGCACCGGGGAAUUCCAACAACAGACUGUUGUCUAAUUGGUAUCAACACUACGGCGAGAUUGGUUAUCAGAUACAGAAACUCAAAGAGCCGCAGUUUCAUCCGGUCAACUGUCUGUCUCGACAACCGCAGGUGACAGCCGAGUCACGAUGUAAGCUAGUCAGCUGGCUCAUCCCCGUACACAGAUACCUGCGUCUGUCCUUUGAGUGUUGCAGCCUGGCCGUCAACAUCAUGGAUCGCUUCCUGGCUUCCACCCCCGUGGCUGCUGACUGCUUCCAGCUGCUUGGGGUCACCGCCCUGCUGCUCGCCUGUAAACAGGUGGAGGUGUUUUCUCCUCGGAUCAGCCAGCUCCUGUCUCUGUGUUGUGAUGCGUUCUCCAGAGAACAGCUGUGUAACCUGGAAUGUCUCAUCCUGCUCCGCCUCAACUUCCGCCUGGCUGCACCAACCAUAGCCUUCUUCCUGGACUUCUACACCAAUCACAGCCUGGCUGGCCGGCAUAUGGGCGUGGACGGAGUCAGCAACGUUAGCCAUAGGCUGCCUGGGGAUAAGGAUGAGGAAGUGAAGAGGCAAAAGAGGGGCAGCAGAUUGGCUCUUAGGGUGUGUGAGCUCACUCUGGCCGACUACGCCUUCAAUAAGUACACACCUUCCCUGACUGCCCGCUGUGCUCUGGCUCUAGCCAAUCAACUGCUGAGAACCAGCCAGGGCUUAGAGGAGCCAGCCAAUCAGCUGCUGAGGAUCAACCCUGAGGGCCCUGAGGAAGAGCCAAUGGACCAAUCCCUGAGUGAUCCUGCCCACUCAGAGAACGACCAUUACCACCCAACCUUAUCUGAGACUAGUAAUCACACCUGUAUUGACAAUGACUCCUCUCUUUCAGUUGUUGGUCACCUCCUAUCUGUGAAUGACUCCACCCAGUCAAUGGAUGACCCUUCUCCAUCUGGGAACACGUCUACCCUGGUUGAGGGAGACCAGACUCAUGCUCCUCUGGCCCAGGAGUGUAGAGAGGGAGACCAUCAGACUCAUGCUACUCUGGCCCAGGAGUACAGAGAGGGAGACCAGACUCAUGCUCCUCUGGCCCAGGAGUGUAUAGAGGGAGACCAGACUCAUGCUCCUCUGGCCCAGGAGUACAGUGAGGGAGACCAGACUCAUGCUCCUCUGGUCCAGGAGUACAGUGAGGGAGACCAGACUCAUGCUCCUCUGACCCAGGAGUACAGAGAGGGAGACCAGACUCAUGCUCCUCUGGCCCAGGAGUGUAGAGAGGGAGACCAGACUCAUGCUCCUCUGGCCCAGGAAGAGGGAGACCAGAUUCAUGCUCCUCUGGCCCAGGAGUACAGAGAGGGAGACCAGACUCAUGCUCCUCUGGCCCAGGAGUGUAGAGAGGGAGACCAGAUUCAUGCUCCUCUGACCCAGGAGUGUAGAGAGGGAGACCAGACGCAUGCUCCUCUGACCCAGGAGUGUAGAGAGGGAGACCAGACUCAUGGUCUCUACCAAGAGUGUUUAGACAACCUUAGAUUGUUGGUGUCACUCAACCAGGAUGCCCUGCAGGCCAUGAUAACUCUGUGA